Neogale vison (American mink) is the source of this 591-nucleotide messenger RNA. RefSeq names its product interferon lambda-3-like. Lineage: Eukaryota; Metazoa; Chordata; Mammalia; Carnivora; Mustelidae. The coding region runs from base 1 to 591 and encodes 196 amino acids. Gene Ontology annotation, molecular function: cytokine activity. The record is from RefSeq and is a predicted model, not a curated record. Gene Ontology annotation, biological process: cell surface receptor signaling pathway via JAK-STAT; innate immune response; defense response to virus. The transcript has 6 exons.
AUGAAGCUGGAUAUGGCCGUGGGCUGCCUGCCGGUCCUGAUAGCUAUGGUGCUAACCCGGACAGAAGCAGUUCCUGGCCCCAAGCCCCUCGGGGUCUUCCCUGAUGCAGGGGGCUGCCACUUGGCCCAGUUCCAGUCUCUGCUCCCGCAAGAGCUGCAGGCCUUCAAGAAGGCCAAGGACACCUUUGAAGAGUCGCUCUCCCUGAAGGCUUGGAGCUGCCGCCCCCGCCUCUUCCCCAGGACCUGGGACCUACAGCAGCUGCAGGUGGGGGAGCGCCCCGUGGCCUUGGAGGCCGAGGUGGCCUUGACCCUGAAGGUCCUAGAGACCAUGGCUGACAGUUCCCUGGGGAGCAUCCUGGACCAGCCCCUUCACACGCUGCGCCACAUCCAGUCUGAGCUCCAGGCCUGUGUGGAAGCUCAGCCCCUGGCAGGACCCCGGCCCCGAGGCCGCCUCCACCACUGGCUGCAUCGGCUCCACGAGGCCCCAAAGAAGGAGCCCCUCGGCUGCCUGGAAACCUCCGUCAUGUUCAACCUCUUUCGCCUCCUUACCCGGGACCUGAAAUGCGUGGCCAGUGGAGACCUGUGCGCGUGA